AUGAGUUACGGAUAUGGCGGUGGAGGUGGGAGAAGAGGCCGAAGAGGGGGUCGUGGGAACAGGGAUGGCAGCAGAGAGAGAUGGGACAGAGGAGGCCCGGGAGGCUCCAGAGAACACAGCUCCGACUUCGACGAGGAUCGAGGAGGUGGAGGACAGAAGGACCGUCCUCCUCCACACCUCAGGGGUCGUGAGAUCGGAAUGUGGUACGCACGAUAUGGAGCUGUGAGGAGGAAACAAGCAGACCGGAGAUCGCGGGCAGUGGUCCAGAUGGAUGAGGCCAGGGAGCAGCACAUUACCAAACUGCUCAACUCUGUCCAGAGUGACCAGCCCAGGCAAAGACGAGAUGUCCAAAUGAAGACAGCGGCUGGCAGCGGUGCUCAUUGUUACUUUGACGGGGAUGCGCCUGAAGAGGAGAAACACAAGAUUGAGGUCAAAGAAGAGGAAGAAGAGGAAAGUUCUCCAGGCCAGAGGAAGGCAAAUGAUCCAUCAAAGCGUGGCUUCUCUGCAGCAGCAGUUAAAGACGAGCCCCCAGACAACUGGGAGGAUGAUGAACAGGAUGAAAAGGAGAAGGAGAAACUGAUGAGGAGAGACAAGGAUUUGGAGUACUUGUUUCAGGAAAUUGUCAGAGACGGGCCACUGGAUGACCAUUUGAAAAGAGACCUAGAAAGCAAGAGAGCAAAUGGGAGGUACAACGAAAUGCUGAAAUUCAGGGAAAAACUUCCAUCCUAUGGAAAAAAAGAGGACCUGGUGGAGCUGAUCAACUCCAGCCACGUCGUCGUGGUGAGCGGGGAGACCGGCUGUGGAAAGACCACCCAGGUCACCCAGUUCAUCCUGGAUGAUUACAUCGACAGGGGCGUGGGCUCCAUGUGUCGCAUAGUCUGCACGCAGCCUCGCCGCAUCAGCGCCAUCUCGGUGGCAGAGCGUGUUGCGGCAGAGAGAGCAGAAAGUGUCGGAAAUGGGAAUUCUUGUGGAUACCAAAUCCGUCUGCAGAGCCGGUUACCACGGAGACAAGGUUCGAUUCUAUACUGCACGACGGGCAUUAUUCUUCAGUGGCUUCGCUCAGAUCGAUUGUUGUCAAGCAUCAGUCACCUGGUUUUAGACGAGAUUCACGAGAGAAACCUGCAAUCGGACGUUUUGCUCACCAUUGUGAAGGAUUUACUCAGCCUCCGAGAUGAUUUCAAAGUCAUCCUGAUGAGCGCCACGCUCAACGCAGAAAAGUUCUCCAAAUACUUUGAUAACUGUCCAAUGAUCCACAUCCCGGGUUUGGCGUUCCCAGUGGAGGAGUUUCUUCUUGAAGACAUCUUAGAGAUGAUCAGAUACUCUCCUCAGAAUCAGGACCGCCGCCCAAAUUGGAAGCGAGGCUUUUGGCAGGGGCGCAACUCCAGAUCUGAGAAAGAGGAAAAAGAGGCUGAAUAUAAGGAGAGUUGGCCCGCGUAUGCACGCACACUGCUGGGCAGAUACUCUCAGAGCACCAUCGAGACCCUGGAGAUGUUAGACACUGAUGACAAGAUUGAUCUGGACCUGAUCGUGGCUCUGAUCCGUCAUAUUGUGCUCAAUGAGGAGGAAGGAGCAAUCCUGGUAUUUUUGCCCGGUUGGGACAACAUCAGCACUCUUAAUGAUCUGCUCAUGGCUCAGCAGAUGUUCCGAUCAGACCGGUUUGUUAUCAUCCCUUUGCACUCCCUUAUGCCCACCGUUAAUCAGACGCAGGUGUUCAAAAGACCUCCACCCGGAGUAAGAAAGAUUGUGAUUGCUACCAAUAUAGCUGAGACCAGCAUCACCAUAGAUGAUGUUGUUUUUGUGAUAGACGGGGGAAAGAUUAAGGAGACCAACUUUGACACCAACAACAACAUCAGCACCAUGACAGCCGAGUGGGUUAGCCUGGCUAAUGCCAAACAGCGGAAAGGACGCGCUGGCAGAGUACGUCCAGGAAAGUGCUAUCAUCUGUACAACGGGCUCCGGGCCAGCCUGCUGAAUGCCUAUCAAUUACCUGAAAUUAUGAGGACACCACUGGAGGAGCUGUGCUUGCAGAUAAAGAUACUUAAACUCGGAUCCAUAAGUCACUUCCUGAGGAAAGCCCUGGACCCUCCCACUGAGAACGCUGUCAACCUUGCCAUCAAAAACCUCACAGAUCUGAAUGCCCUGGACCACACAGAGAACCUGACGGCACUGGGUGUCCACCUCGCCCGUCUGCCUGUGGAGCCUCACAUUGGCAAACUCAUCCUGUUUGGAGCGUUGUUGGGAUGCCUCAACCCCAUACUCAUCAUUGCGGCUUCACUCAGCUUCAAAGACCCUUUCUUCAUACCCCUGGGGAAAGAAAAGAUGGCUGAUAUGAGGAGAAGGACUCUUUCCAGGAACUCCAAGAGCGACCACCUGACUAUUGUCAAUGCUUUCCAGGGCUGGGAGGAAGCUAAACAGCGUGGUGCCAGGUAUGAGAGAGAGUACUGCUGGGACAACUUCCUGUCUGCCAACACACUCCAGAUGCUGCACAACAUGAAGGGUCAGUUUUCUGAACAUCUCAUGCAUGCAGGUUUUGUCAGCAGCAAGGACCCAAAAGAUCGAAAAUCCAAUAUCAACUCGGACAAUGAGAAGCUAAUCAAGGCAGUGAUUGUGGCAGGGCUGUACCCUAAGGUGGCUAUGAUCAGACCCUCCCACAGCAAAAAGAGGCCCGGGGUGAAGGUGUACACCCAGGCUGAUGGAAAGGUGUGCAUCCACCCAAAAUCAGUCAAUGCCGAAGAGAAGGAAUUCAACUACACAUGGCUGAUUUACCACCUGAAGAUGAAGACGAGCAGCAUCUUCCUGUACGACUGCACUGAAGUGUCCCCGUUCUCGCUGCUCUUCUUCGGAGGAGACAUCACCAUCCAGAAAGACGAGGGUCAGGAGACCAUCGCAGUGGACAAGUGGAUCGUCUUCAGAUCGCCAGCACGCAUCGCCCACCUAGUCAAGAGUUUAAAGAGGGAGCUGGACUCUCUGUUAGAAGAGAAAAUCAGCAAUCCAGCUCCUGUGGACUGGGAAAACCGUCAGUCUAAAGACUGCGCUGUGAUCACAGCCAUCAUAGACCUCAUCACUACCCAGGAGAAGCCUGCGGGCGGCGGUCAGGGCUAUGGCAGGACGUGGGAUUCUGCCCCGAGAGGACCGCACAUUCACUUCAACGACGAUGAGGAUGAGGAUGAUUAG
Menidia menidia (Atlantic silverside) is the source of this 3174-nucleotide messenger RNA. The record is from the annotation of a GenBank genome assembly. Lineage: Eukaryota; Metazoa; Chordata; Actinopteri; Atheriniformes; Atherinopsidae.